Chondrus crispus (carragheen) is the source of this 2619-nucleotide messenger RNA. RefSeq lists its product as hypothetical. The record is from RefSeq and is a predicted model, not a curated record. The coding region runs from base 1 to 2619 and encodes 872 amino acids. The transcript has a single exon. Lineage: Eukaryota; Rhodophyta; Florideophyceae; Gigartinales; Gigartinaceae.
AUGAAUGAAUCGGAGGGUGUUUCACCUGCGGCAUCUGCAGGUUCUUCUGCUAGGAGAAAGACUAGACGAACUGAGGAUGACACUUCGGAAUUAGAUGAAAAGCAUGACGGAGAGGGCCACUCUGAUACAGAUUCUAUCCCUCAGAAGAGACGCUCUCAUGGGGCACACCCCGAAAGGCGGACAUCGGGGAGACGGCGGAAGGCGACGCAAAGUGAACCGGACGACGCUCCUGUCCGAACGAAAAAGAGGCCCCGCAGAAAUGACGUAUUUGAUGAUCUGGACUUGAGAGUGUGUAAUAAGUGGGAGCUGAUAUCGACUGGGUCUAGUGAGCUCGAACAACUAAUCGAUAGAUUUCGGUCUGAGAAAGGUGGGGUUCUGCCGUCAGAGAAAGCGUUGGUCCGGUUUUUAGAAGAUGACCUUAUGCCUGAAAUUUUGGAGAGAGAAGAAAAAAUUAGGAAGGAACAAGAACGAGUUGAAAGAAAGAUGCGUCAUGAAGCGUCGUUUUCCGUGCAGAAACGUUCGUCGAGGGUCCAAGCUCUUGAGGAGAAGCGCGAGAAGGAAGCACGUCGGGUGGCUGAAGAGGAGGAACGUGAGCAAGCCCACUUGCAAGAGAUCGCCGCACGCGCUGAGGCUUUGAGAUCCCAAGUAGUUUCUUUGCAAAAAGAGCAAUCUAGGAGUAUUCGAAUUUCUAGGCGUGCCCACGGAAGGACAGAUGCAAUUGACAGAGAUGACCGUCUGCGGCACAAAAUGGAUCGGGAAGCCAUCAAACAGGAAGCUAUCGUCAUUCAGGGAGCAGUGCGGAGGAGCACGCGGACUUUACGGACUUCUCGACGAGGUCAGGACUUGACUACUUCGCCAUCCCCCACUGUCGAAGACACAAAAGUCGCCCAAAACGUUCUUGCGGAAAAAAUGGCAGAAUCCGACCCUCAUCACAGCAAAGAUGAGACCCUGCAGCAACUUCCCGGCGCUUCAAAUGGGAAUGAUGCGUUACUCAAAGGCAACAACGAGGGGUAUACGGACAAAAAACCGAACCAUGCUGAAGCCGGUGGUCGAGAGGAAGUCAUUCAUGAAGGUCAAGAAAACAGAAGCCAUCAGGCUGCUGAUACGACUAGUGAAGAGGUUCACCAGAGCGGGGAAGCUGUCGAAUCCUCCUCCAAACAAGAUGACACAUCUCUUAAAACAUCAGAACAAUGCGUUGAAGAAGCAUACACAUGGUCGAUUAACCCAGACGACAAGGAGCCGAUACGCGUGCUUGACAAGUUUUUCUUUGCCCUGAAGGCCGAUUUUGCUGAUGCUCCAUUGGAGACUUGCGAAACGAGUGCUUCUCCCAUCAUUGGUUUCGGGGUGCUCUUGCCGCCACUCAAGUCAGCAGCGAAUGCAAGACUCGUUACUAUCGAUGAAGUCAUAGAUUGGAGCAUUGAAUAUGGCAUAGAGCCCAAACUAUGGGUGAAGUCUAAGUAUGCUUGGUACGAGUUGCGGGAAGCUAGUACCGAAUAUCGAGAGGCAUUCACUUCGACAAGAAGAAAAUAUGAGCUGUGUAUUCGCACUGCCAUUCUUGGCGCAACAUACAAGUCCGCAGAGCUGACAUAUGGUCGUGCGGUGGACUUGCUGUCCUAUCGAUAUGAAGAAAUGCAAUCGUAUACUACCACAGACAUUCUGAAGGAGAAGCGUUUCAUUGUCGCGCAGAUGGAAAGCCUAGGGCGUAGACCUGUGUUGCAGUCGGGAUUCGUGCGGGAAUUGAAAAGGAAGAUAAGAGCUGAAGAUCUUCAAAUUCAAGCAGCACUUCGGAAAUCCAAGGCCGCUCUGGCGGUAGAAAGCGACCAAAAGGCGAGCACUGGGGACAGCGCGAAGCCAUCGAAGGCGCAAGCAGAGGCAGAACCAAAAAAAUCAGCCAAGCCAAAGCGUCGUCUGUCAUCCGGAAAACCCAUUCCACGUGCGGUGUCGACCAUAUUAUCUGGUUUGUUGCGCGCAGCCACAAAAUCGAAGAUUCGAUCUCGAAAGCCGAAGCCGAAAGUAGCCCUAGCGAAAGAAAAAGCUGGACGGACGAAUGACAAAACGGCAAGCGCGGCAAAGCCGAAUGGAACAUCUAAAGCUCUAUCAGCAGGAACCAGUGAAACAAAGACAUUCCCGACUUCAAAGCACAGUGAAGUCCAUGUACCGGGAAAUACCAGUCUCCCGGUAACAUGCAAUACCGAGAUGAAAGACAUGCAGGAGGCAAGUACUAUCCUGAGCUUUGCGAACGGGCAUAAGGUGGAAUCCUCUCCACCGUCUCAAUUGCAACUACAACCUACCGCGCGACAAGAAGCCCACAUUUCUGUGCCUGGAACAUAUCCCGUAACAACCGGGCAGCAGUCUACUAAGUCUGAACCGCGAAAUAAGACGUUAUCGUUGGGCCAAGACAUGAAGAGAGCUGAACCGAGUUCUAUGUCGAAGAAUGAAGUCCAUGUUCCUUCCGAGACUUCUGCUCUUGUGGCACAACGCAAGGUGUGGGACAGCAAGAACGUCGCAUCUAUUAACUCCCAAACCAUGGCGCACAUAUCGAAGCACGCUAAUGAGAAUGGAUUGCAUCACGAAGUCCAGAACGGAAUGGCUGAGCAUUCCGGCCGCCAUGCUGACUAG